Molecule: messenger RNA, 1920 nt
Organism: Colossoma macropomum (tambaqui)
Lineage: Eukaryota; Metazoa; Chordata; Actinopteri; Characiformes; Serrasalmidae
Exons: 2
Coding region: 158-793 (211 amino acids)
Source: RefSeq, a predicted model, not a curated record
CCCCCAACAGGUACAUGUGGGAGUGGCCCUUGUGUUCAAACUCAGAAGUUCACUGAAUUUGCUCAGAAAUUCAUACUGGUCCAAAGGAAACAUCAGGUGGACCCUGCUGAGACCAGAAAGCUCCUGCCUGUCACGCUGCUCUGGAAAAGGCCCCACUAUGUUGUUCUACAUCAUGGUUGUCCUGUGUGUCUCGUCCUCUUUGGCUGAUGAAUAUGAGAAUUUGGAGCACAACCCCCACCCCUGCAUGAAAUCAAAGAAGAAACAUGCUUGUGAACGCUUCUUGUUUAAGCAUGUAAACGAAGAUGCUCCAACAACUCUGGACCAAAACCAGUGGCAGAAUUUUAUCCGCAAUGUCAUCCAGACAUGUGACCGACCGGUCCAGUCUUUCCUUCCCUUCGCUCAGAAACAACAAGUCCUCAGCGUGUGCUCUCCUUCUGGGGGUAAAAUACAGCGUGGUCAUCUGUGUGUUAGUAAAGCAGAGUUCAGCUUUACCACAGUGAAAGUGGACAACAACUGUAUUGUGACCAGUGUCAAACCAGAGAAGAAACACCUCAUCCUGGGCUGCGACAAGAUUAAGAACCAGUGCUGCCCGGUCCAUUUUCAGUCCAACCCAAAAAAUGUCGGCCCAGCUGACCAAAGCCCAGACUGCAGAGCACCAGCACUUCAGUAUCACAUGGAGUUUGGACUAAGUCUUCCAUCUCUCGGCCUUCUGGUCCUCAUACUGCUGUCUGCAGCUUUUAUCUGCUGCAAAUGCCUCUCAAAAAGCAAGAAGAGUGCAGAACACAAGGAAUGAGUGGAACAUCUUCCAGUGCAGUUUUGAGUUGUGUCAGAGGUCUUGGGGCACCUCCUGGUGGUGGAGGGUCUGAUUUGGCAUAUAUUUAGUAUUUCUUACACAAUACAAACAACCUGUGUAGCAAACAGGUCACUAAAACUUUUCCACAUAUUGCUGAAUACUAACAAGGUUUAUUUUUGAGAGAAGCUUAACAUGAAGCUACACUAUGUAAGUUUUGGGGAUUUGGAGCUCUCUCUGGCGGAAAUGUGUAAUUGCAUGCAACAUUUUUUAAUGUGGGUUGUGAUUCAGACCCCUUCCCCGAGCAGAUGAAUUUGAUGAUUGAAAGAGAAUUUAAAGAGAACUAGGUGAAGGACGCGUUUUCCGAGGAUGUGAGUGAAUUAUCUACUAUUAUUGUAUCUUAAUUGGUAUAGUAUUGAUUUUUGCAUUUGAGACCUAAACAUCGAGCCGGACCUGCUUUUUGAGCCUGCGCAUGUGACGUUAAGAUGUGUGAUGUGGUCUGAAAAAAUCCUGACCUGAAGCUUCUGGCUUUAAUGUGGCUGGAUAAUGCUGUUAGCUAGCUAGCUAGCUAGCCUCUCAACUAAAAAAGUCUAGCUACUUAGCUAACAACAUUAUUGCUAAAGUUCUAGAUUUUUUUUGCAUGUAAAGUUGAAUAGCUUUUAAAAAACAAGGUUAAUACUAAAUAAAAUGAGAAAUAACAGUACCGUUUCAAGUUUAAAUUGGGAAAAGAAGAUGCUCAUGCGAGGGCACUAAAAUUCUCAUUUAUUCAAGGACCCCCCCAAGGUCCAUUUUGUUUCCUUUAAGGGGAUUUUCUUCUGCUCUUCCAGGACCUCCCUCAGUGCCCAAAUUGUGGCUUAAUACAAGAUAUUCACCCUUGUUAUGAUAUUUUAUGCUGGCUUUACAUGCUAAAACAUUCACUCAACUUUAGUUGCUUGAAACUUGCAUGAAACUAUUGUACACCUCCAUUUUGUUAUGUAUAGGCUCCUGUAAUUCAAUAUGUUUGAAACUCAACUGCAACCAUCUUAACUCUGCAAAACAGGUUUCAUGAAACAGCCAAUCAAAACAGAGGUAAUGUCAAACAUUAUAAUAUCAACUGAGUGAUUUUAGUCAACACAUUAUGGACAAAAAAA